AUGGCCUCGACAUCUGCGCCACUGGUAUUCUUUCUCCCGGUUUUAUGGAGCCUAGCCUUAACGCGGGAGUCUCCAGUGUGGGUGAACACCUCCUCUGGCAGCCUGUCCGUGCUCCCCUGCCCCUGCCCCCCCUCCCCGCUGCUGCUGCUACAGUGGCUGCGGGUUGACCUGAAGCACGACGGCUACGUGUACGACAAGCGGACUGUGUACAUGCAUCCGCGGUACCGGGGCCGCGUGCAUCUCAGGGGCCCCCAGCCACACGCCUGUGACUUGGAGCUGGUCAACGUCAGCUCCAGCGACUCGGGCCAGUACAUUUGCAUGGCGCUGAAUAGGGGCCCUGCGGGGGGCUCAGCGGGGGGCCGCACUGAGCUGAAGUCCCGCUAUGUUGUUGAGCUGAGGGUCAAAGAUCUAAGUGGUGGAAACAACCGGGAUCAGCGGGUGGAAGACAACCCCCCCAGGAGGCCGCUCUACGGAGAAAUUGCACUCGCAAUUCAGGAGAUCUUCAGCCCCCUGACCCUCACCCUUGCCCUGGACCGCCUGCACUAA
This is a messenger RNA of Knipowitschia caucasica, 546 nucleotides long. Lineage: Eukaryota; Metazoa; Chordata; Actinopteri; Gobiiformes; Gobiidae. The record is from the annotation of a GenBank genome assembly.